GCCUCGGUCUCCCGACAACUACGCUGAGCUGAGAAGCGACAGUCCCUUUAGUCCGGAUUCUUUCACCAUCUCCUUCCACAUGAGAACACCAGCCAGAGAUACCGGCACCAUCUUCUCUUACGGCACACAGCAACAGCCACGUGAGAUCGGCUUUGUCGGGCAGUCCGGAAACCGAGACUACACCUUCAUGGUCGAUAACCAGCGGGCCAAUGUUAACAUUCCGGAAGUGCUGGACGGCCAAUGGCACGUUGUGGCCAUCACGUGGAGGAACACAGACGGACAGUGGAGGGUGAUGGUGGACGGGGAGGAGAAAGCUUCCGGUUCUGGUCUGGCACGAGGCCACAGGAUCCGUCCUGGCGGCACGUGGUAUUUCGGACAAGACGUGAGGUCCGUUGGCCCUCGCCCGAGUUUUGAGCGUAACAGGGAAUACGUUGGUGACCUGGCGGAGUUUCACGUCCAUAACAAGGUACUGUCCACCGAGGAAAUGCGUCAGCUGUACAGUCUACUGAACCCCGGGGAUGCGGUGAACUGGAGACAAGCCACUGUCACACCGAGGGGACAGGUCCAACAGAGGCCGUAUUCAGUUACUGUUCGCUUGACCGUGGACAGCAGAGGACAGCCUCGAGUUUCUUUGAGCGAGUCAGCACUUCCAACUACAGAUCUGUACUUCCUGAACUUCCCUCAACCGAGAUCGCCCAAUAACUACGCUGAGCUGAGGAGCGACAGUCCCUUCAGCCCGGACUCCUUCACCAUCUCCUUCCACAUGAGAACACCAGCCAGAGAUACCGGCACCAUCUUCUCUUACGGCACCAGGCAACAGCCGCACGAAAUCGGUUUUAUCGGCCAGUCCGGAAACCGAGGCUACACCUUCAUGGUGGAUAACCAGCGGGCCAAUGUUGACAUUCCAGAAGUACUGGACGGCCAAUGGCACGUUGUGGCCAUCACGUGGAGGAACACAGACGGACAGUGGAGGGUGAUGGUGGACGGGGAGGAGAGAGAUUCCGGUUCCGGUCUGGCGCGAGGCCACAGGAUCCGUCCUGGCGGCACGUGGUACUUCGGGCAAGAUGUGAGGUCUGUUGGCGAUCGUCCAAGUUUCGACCGAAAUAGAGAGUACGAAGGAGACAUUGCCGAGUUCAACGUACACAACAACAUUCUGUCAAACGAUGAAAUGCGCCAGUUAUACAGCCUACAGUAUCCCGGUGACGGAGUGAACUGGAGACAGGCUACCGUCACACCUACAGGACAGGUCCAACGCAACCCUUAUCCAGUGACGGUGCGUCUGACAGUUGAUGGCAGUGGACAACCCCGCGUGACGCUGGGUGAGGCUGGAGCGACUCCAGGCACAGGUACGAGACCUGGAAGUGGAGGGCUUGUACCUGGAGGUACGAGACCUGGAAGUGGAGGGCUUGUACCUGGAGGUACGAGACCUGGAAGUGGAGGCCUUGUACCUGGAGGUUCAAGACCUGUCGGCGGAGGACUCGCACCCGGAGCAAUGAAGUUUCUCAACUUCCCGGAGCCAAGGUCCCCUGACAACUACGCUGAGCUGAGGAGCGACAGUCCCUUCAGCCCUGACUCCUUCACCAUCUCCUUCCACAUGAGAACACCAGCCAGAGAUACCGGCACCAUCUUCUCUUACGGCACACAACAACAGCCACGUGAGAUCGGCUUUAUCGGCCAGUCCGGAAACCGAGGCUACACCUUCAUGGUGGAUAACCAGCGGGCCAAUGUUGACAUCCCGGAAGUACUAGACGGUCAAUGGCAUGUCGUGGCCAUCACGUGGAGGAACACAGAUGGACAGUGGAGGGUGAUGGUGGACGGGGAGGAGAGAGCUUCCGGAUCCGGUCUGGCGCGAGGCCACAGGAUCCGUCCUGGCGGCACGUGGUACUUCGGACAAGACGUUUCCAGGGUUGGAGAUCGGCCGAGGUUUGAGCGUAACCGAGAGUACGUUGGUGACCUGGCGGAGUUCCACGUGCACAACAGGAUCCUAUCACCUGAGGAACUGCUGCAGUUGUACCGCCUGGAGUUGACGGGUGACGGUGUGAACUGGAGACGCACAGACGUCACGCCCCGGGGACAGGUUGAACAAAGCCCGUACUCAGUUGCUGUGCGUUUGACGGUGGACGGUAGAGGACAACCCCGGGUGACUCUUGGAGAGGCUGACAUCACCCCCGGCACAGGAGUGAGACCAGGUACUGGUACCGACGGAGGCAUCGUAACACCGACUGGCAUGUUUAUGAUGAGCUUUCCUCUGUCUCGAUCCCCCGACAACUAUGCUGAGCUGAGGAGCGACAGUCCCUUCAGUCCGGACUCCUUCACCAUCUCCUUCCACAUGAGAACACCAGCCAGAGAUACCGGCACCAUAUUCUCUUACGGCACCAGGCAACAACCUCACGAGAUCGGGUUUGUCGGGCAGUCCGGAACCCAAGGGUACACUUUCAUCGUCGAUGAUCAGAAGGUCAAUGUCAACUUGCCGGAAGUUUUGGACGGCCAGUGGCACGUUGUGGCCAUCACGUGGAGGAACACAGACGGACAGUGGAAGGUGAUGGUGGACGGACAGGAGAGAGCUUCCGGUUCCGGUCUGGCACGAGGCCACAGGAUCCGUCCUGGUGGCACGUGGAUUCUCGGCCAGGAGCAGAACACUGUGGGCUUCUUGCCGGGAUUCCAGCGGUACCGAGAGUACUCAGGAGACCUGGCGGAGUUCCAUGUGCACAACAAGGUGCUGUCAGCCGAGGAGAUGCGCCGGUUGUACACGCUGCAGUAUCCUGGGGACGGGGUGAACUGGAGACGGGCCACUGUCACACCGAAAGGACGAGUCUUAAGGAAACCUUACUCAGCAUCCAUGCGAUUGACCGUUGACAACAGAGGAGAUACUCGGAUUGUUUUCGGCGAUACAGUGCCUGGCAGGGAGACUGACACAGGUAUUCCGGACAUGGUCACAUCAUCAUCCGUCCGGCCAGAAGGUUCGUCCUCGUUGAACUUUCCACGACAAAGAUCGUCGAACAACUACGCUGAGCUGAGGAGCGACAGUCCCUUCAGUCCGGACUCCUUCACCAUCUCCUUCCACAUGAGAACACCAGCCAGAGAUACCGGCACCAUCUUCUCUUACGGCACACAACAACAGCCGCAUGAGAUCGGCUUUGUCGGGCAGUCCGGAAACCGAGGCUACACUUUCUUGGUCGAUAACCAGCGGGCCAAUGUCGACAUCCCGGAAGUUCUGGACGGCCAAUGGCACGUUGUGGCCAUCACGUGGAGGAACUCAGACGGACAGUGGAGGGUGAUGGUGGACGGGGAGGAGAGAGCUUCCGGUUCCGGUCUGGCGCGAGGCCACCGGAUCCGUCCCGACGGCACGUGGUAUUUCGGACAAGAUGUUUCCAGGGUUGGGGACCCUCCGAGAUUCCAGCGUAACCGAGAGUUCGAAGGAGACAUUGCGGAGUUCCACGUGCACACCAGGGUGCUGUCGUCCCCUGAAGACUUGCGUCAGUUAUACAGUUUCCAGAACCCUGGAGAUGCUGUGAACUGGAAACGUGAGACGGUCAGAUCCUGGGGACAAGUGCAGCGGUCACCGUACGCCGGCACAUUUGGAAUCAGCAUCGACAGCAGUGGAGGUAUCCGUCUGGAGCCGCUGCCAGGCUCUACAGACGGUCAACCCGGAACUGAAGUCCAGCUGAGACCAGGAGGUACUACAGGAUCCGCCCCUGAUGUGGUCAGACCAGAAGGCAUGUUCCUCAUAAACUUCCCAAGACCAAGAUCUCCCGAAAACUACGCUGAACUUCAGAGCGACAGUCCCUCCAGCCCAGACGCCUUCACCAUGUCCUUCCACAUGAGAACACCAGCCAGAGAUACCGGUACAAUCGCCUCCUACGGCACCAGGCAACAACCUAACGAGAUCGGCUUUGUCGGCCAGUCGGGAACUCAGGGCUUCACAUUGGUGGUGGAUAACCAGCGGGCCAAUGUCGACAUUCCGGAAGUUCUGGACGGCCAAUGGCACAUUGUGACCAUCACGUGGAGGAACUCAGACGGACAGUGGAGGGUGAUGGUGGACGGGGAGGAGAGAGCUUCCGGUUCCGGUCUAGCGCGAGGCCACAGGAUCCGUCCUGGCGGCACGUGGUAUUUCGGACAAGACGUGAGGUCUGUAGGCCCUCGUCCGAGGUUUGAGCGUAACCGGGAAUACGUAGGAGACAUUGCAGAGUUCCAGUUCUACCCCAAUGUGCUGUCAGCUGACGAGCUGAUUCAGUUAUACACCCUGCAGUACCCUGGGGCCGAGGACCAGAGACGCGCAAAUGUCAUGCCAAGAGGACGAGUGCAGCGAUUGCCUUAUGGAGGCACAUUCCGGGUAGACGUGGACAGCAGAGGAGGGACCCGCGUGGUGUUCGGUCCGACGACAGAGGUCCGACCAGGAAGUGAAGUCCAGCCAGCAUCAGGGUCCUCUUACAUCUUGAAGUUCCCCUCCCCGCGCUCCACGGACAACUUCGCCAACAUCCGCGAGAACAUCCCGUUCAGCGCACGCGCCUUCACGCUGUCCUGGCACAUGCGCACUGAUUCCAAACAGCCCGGCACCAUCGUGUCCUACGCCACGUCACAGGAGGACGACGAGGUCGAGUUCUACGGGGACUCAGGGUCAAGGAACUUCCGGCUGCUGGUGAACGGCGAGCAGGCUGACGUCAGCAUCCCGGAAGUGCUGGACGGGGCGUGGCACAUGGUGAUGGUCACGUGGCAGAACAAGAACGGCGAGUGGAAGGUGUUCGUGGACGGGAAGCUGAAGGCGACCGGGAACGGGCUGGCGGCAGGGCACACCAUCCGUCCUGGCGGAACUUGGGUGCUCGGCCAGGACCAGGACACCGUCGGGAACGCGUUCCAGGCCACCGAGGCGUUCACGGGCGACUUGUCCGAGCUGUACGUGUUCGACAUCGUGCUGCCCCAGGAGGACAUGAACAAGCUGGCGGCGGGAACCUUCUUCGGGAACGUCAUCAACUGGCGCACGGCACAGGUGUACCCGCGUGGCAACGUCAGGAAGACACAGUCUGCACCCAGGGUUAUCUUCGGGACAGGGCCGACGCCUGGCAGAGGCUAUAUCGGCACUGGUAUCGACACUGGUAUCGGCACUGGUAUCGGCACUGGUAUCGGCACUGGUAUCGGCACUGGUAUCCUACUCGUACCAGUGACAAUUGGUGGUGGAAGAGUAUUCGUACAGCCGGGACAAGGGCCGUACGACAGGGACGGCACAGGAGAAACGGACGGAGACGAACCCGGACGUACACUGGCGGUGGAAGGGCCAGUACAACUGAGUUUCCCCUCGCCGGCUUCCACCGACAACUAUGCCGUGAUCGAGAAUGUCGGUCCUCAGUCCGGCAGCAUGGACGCCUUCACUGUGUCCUUCCAUAUGAGGUCAGACGCGCCGACGACGGGGACAGUGUUCUCGUACGCGACUUCUGAACAGCCGCACCAGAUGGCGUUCUACGGAGACAACUCCCUCAGGUACCACCGGUUCAUCGUCAACAACGAGCGGACGGACAUCACUGUUCCCGACUUGAUGGACGGAAACUGGCAUUCCGUCCUCCUCAGGUGGGAGCGUUCCCGAGGUUCCUGGAAGGUGUACGUGGACGGCGUGCAGCGGGCGCGCGGAGCCGGGCUGGCCACGGGACACUCCGUCCCGCACGGAGGCACGUACGUCCUCGGGCAGGACCAGGACAGGCAGGGCGGCGGCUUCGACGCUAGUCAGGCAUAUGUGGGAGACUUGGCAGAGUUCCACCUGUGGGACAAUGAGCUGGACGACGCGCGCGACAUCCAGCAGGUUCAGGACAGGACCCUAUACGGUAACGUCAUCAACUGGCGGGACGCAGACGUGCAGACGUUCGGCAGCGUGGACACGUCUCCAUACCUCAUAGAAAUCUCAGAAACAAGACCGGAUGGAGCGGCGCCCUCUCCUGACGAAGAGUCCUUCUCCUUCACCUUCCCUGACCCGCCGUCCAAGUACAACUGGGUUGAGGUGCGGGACCCGAAGCGGCUGAGCACGCAGGACUUCACCGUCGCGUGGCACAUGCGCACGGACUCCCCGGGCACAGGCACCGUCUUCUCUUACGCCACGGAGCAGCAGGACAACGAGAUCGAGUUCUACGGAGACAACACCGACAAGUUCUUCACCUUCCGCGUGAACGACUACCUCGCUGCCGUCAAUGGGGACACCACCCUGACGGACGGAGGAUGGCACAUGGUCGUUCUAAGGUGGCAGAGCGAACCGUACGGUGCGUGGCAGGUGUUCGUGGACGGCAAGAAAGCCCUGGAAGGGAACGGUCUGGCUCCCGGACACCGGAUCAGGGACGGAGGCACCUGGAUUCUGGGCCAGGAUCAGGCCUUCCCCGGUGGAGGGUUCGAGGCUAGAAAGUCCUACGCCGGAGACAUUGCAGAGUUCUACGUGUGGGACUACAGCGUGAGCGACAGUCAGAUCAGGGACAUCUUCGACGGGAACCUGAGAGGAAACGUCAUCGACUGGAGAAGGGCAAAUCUGCACCGAGUUGGAGACGCUGAAAGAUAUCCCUACCUGAUCACUGGUACAACGUACGUUACAGAGGUCGACCCAUUGUAUCCAGGUAGAGGAAGCCCCCGUGAUAGAACAACUCCAUCACCAGACGGUACAGAUCCUGAUAGGGUAGCUGUACUUCCAGGUAUAGGAAGCCGCGAUAGAACAACCCCGGCACCAGACGGCGUAGAUGAGCGACCUGGCUACAGGCCUAAAGACCCGGAUAGACCAGACAGACCAGGCUACAGGCCAGAAGAGCCGGAUAGACCCGACAGGCCGGGGUACAGGCCAGGAGAGCCGGAUAGACCUGACAGGCCAGACUACAGGCCAGGAGAGCCGGAUAGACCUGACAGGCCAGACUACAGGCCAGGAGACCCGGACAGGUCAGACACCAGACCAGAAGACCGAGACAGACCGGUCAGGCCAGACUACAGGCCAGGAGACCCAGAUAGAACUGAUAGACCAGACUACAGGCCAGGAGAUCCGGAUCGGCCCGACGGGCCAGAAGAUCUGGAUAGGCCCGACAGGCCAGACUACAGGCCAGGAGAUCCUGAUAGAACGGACAGGCCAGAUUACAGGCCAGGAGACCCAGAUAGACCUGACAGGCCAGACUACAGACCAGGAGACCCGGAUAGGACCGAUUAUAGGCCAGAAGGUCCGGAUGAACCAGACAGGCCAGACUACAGGCCAGGUGACCCAGAUAGACCCGACAGGCCAGAUUACAGGCCAGGAGGUCCGGAUAGACCAGACAGGCCAGAAUACAGGCCAGGAGAUCCUGAUAGACCAGACAGGCCAGACUACAGACCCGGAGACCCGGAUAGGACCGAUUAUAGGCCAGGAGGUCCGGAUGGACCAGACAGGCCGGACUACAGGCCAGGAGGUCCGGAUGGACCAGACAGGCCAGACUACAGACCAGGAGAGCCGGAUAGACCCGACAGGCCAGACUACAGGCCAGGAGGUCCGGAUGGACCAGACAGGCCAGACUACAGGCCAGGAGGUCCGGAUGGACCAGACAGGCCAGACUACAGACCAGGAGAGCCGGAUAGACCCGACAGGCCAGAUUACAGACCAGGAGGUCCGGAUGGACCAGACAGGCCAGACUACAGACCAGGAGACCCAGAUAGACCCGACAGGCCAGACUACAGGCCAGGAGAUCCUGAUAGGCCGUACAUGCCAGGAGACCCAGAUAGGCCGCGUUAUAGACCUACGGAAGCACCAGAGGUGGGCAGGCCAGAGUACAGACCGACAGAGGCACCGGAUGUGGACAGACCUCGCUAUAGACCAACAGAGGCACCAGACAGAGUAGACAGACCUGGCUACAGACCCACAGAUAUGUAUGGGAGACCUCUUUACCAGCCUACAGAAGCGCCAGACAGGGAUGAUAGACCAGGGUACAGACCUACUGAGGUACCACGUUGGCCCCACAGACCGGAUGGGGACAGACCCGGCUAUAGACCAACAGAAGCACCAGAUUCAGACAGACCCGGCUAUAGACCAACAGAGGAAGAGAGACCAGGACCCGACCGGCCGGCCCAACCUGUGACAGAAGCACCCGAUGGAGACAGACUUGUGACAGAGGCACGUGACAGGGAAGGUGCACUAAUACCUGUGACGGAGGCACCUGACAGGGAAGGUGCGUUAAAACCUGUGACGGAGGCCCCCGACACAGAACGAACGACGAGACCAAUUACUGGUGUACUGGGCGGCGAAGACAGGCUGAGACCUGACACGGAGGCACCGGAAGGAGAGGACAGGCUGCGACCUGUAACAGAGGCACCGGAUGUGGAUAACAGGCUGAUUCCUGUGACUGAGCCUGCAGAAGAUGGAGACAGACCCAGGCUUGUGACAGAGGUACCGGAUGUCGAUAACAGGCUAAGGCCUGUGGGACCGGAUGGUGGGGACAGGCUGAGACCUGUAACUGAGGCACCGGAGGGAGAGGACAGGCCGAGACCCGUGAGACCGGAUGACGGUGAUCGACCGGAGGAUGAGGACAGGUCGAGACCUGUAACGGAAGAACCGGAAGGAGAGGACAGGCCGAGACCCGUGAGACCGGAUGACGGUGAUGGGCCGGAGGAUGAGGACAGGUCGAGACCUGUAACUGAGGCACCGGAAGGAGAGUACAGGCCGAGACCCGUGAGACCAGAUGACGGUGAUGGGCCGGAGGAUGAGGACAGGCCGAGACCUGUAACGGAAGAACCGGAAGGAGAGUACAGGCCGAGACCCGCGAGACCGGAUGACGGUGAUGGGCCGGAGGAUGAGGACAGACCGAGACCUGAAACGGAAGAACCGGAAGGAGAGGACAUGCGGAUUCCCGUGAGACCGGAUGACGGUGAUGGGCCGGAGGAUGAGGAAAGACCGAGACCUGUAACAGACGCACCAGAAGAUGAUAACAGGCUGAAACCAGUGACAGAGGUACCAGGAGAAGGGGACCGGCUUAGACCUGUAACAGAAGAGUCUGGACGACCUCUGACCCCUGGGUCCAGACGGCCAGACGGCUCCGUCAUAGUUGAUGUCCCCCAAGGAGCCAACAUACUUCGCUUCCCGGACCCUCCAUCCACCGACAACUUCGCCCUACUGACGCACUCCCAACCGUCCAGCCUGGACAGUUUCACCGUGUCCUUCUUUAUGAGGUCAGCGGAGCCUCUGUGGCGUGCUGACGGGGAGCGGUGGAGGUCCGUCCCGGGCGCCCCAGCCGGCACAGGUACGGUGUUCUCGUACGCCGUCCCAGAGGAGGACAACGAGAUCCAGUUCUACGGCGACUCGAGCACGCGCACCUUCAAGCUACUGGUGAACGACGAACGCGUCGACGUGGAUAUUCCUCAGGUUCUGGACGGCCAGUGGCAUAACGUGAUCAUCACAUGGGACGGGCGGAAGGGCGACUGGGAAGUGUUUGUUGACGGGAUAGGGCGAGCCCGCGGCCGGGGGCUGGCGCCUGGGCACACCGUCCGGCCCGACGGUACCUGGAUUCUCGGGCAGGAACAGGACAUUGUGGGAGGAGGCUUCGAACCCUUCCAGGCGUACGUCGGUGAGCUUGCUGAGUUCAACAUCUGGCGGAAGGUUCUGAGCGAGGACGAGAGGGACGAAAUCCUGACCGGAAAGCCGGAGGGAGAUUUUGAGUGGAUAGUUGAUCGUCGGGGAAGUGUGGAAAUUAAGCUUGUGCCGUACUUGGUCGACUCCAGUCGUCCAGAUGUCCUACCUGAAAGCCCUUCAGAAGUCAACCGACUUCGGUUCCAGGAUCCCCCAUCCACGGAGAACUACGCCGUCCUGAGGCCUUCCCGGCCGGCCAACUUUGACAGCUUCACGGUGUCAUUCCAAAUGAGAUCAGCGGAGCCUAUGUGGCGUUUUGACGGGCAGCGGUGGAGGUCCGUCCCGGGCGCCCCAGCCGGCACAGGUACGGUGUUCUCGUACGCCACACCAGAGGAAGACAACGAGAUCCAGUUCUACGGCGACUCAAGCACGCGCACCUUCAA
Branchiostoma floridae (Florida lancelet) is the source of this 9987-nucleotide messenger RNA. RefSeq lists its product as uncharacterized. The record is from RefSeq and is a predicted model, not a curated record. Lineage: Eukaryota; Metazoa; Chordata; Leptocardii; Amphioxiformes; Branchiostomatidae.